This is a messenger RNA of Rotaria sp. Silwood2, 1080 nucleotides long. The record is from the annotation of a GenBank genome assembly. Lineage: Eukaryota; Metazoa; Rotifera; Eurotatoria; Philodinida; Philodinidae.
AUGACAGAUACAAGUGUUGAUGAAGUAUCUCCUCUUAUAUUUCGUAAUACAUAUAUUUCAAAUGUACCUGAUAAUCGAACCAUAUUUCAACGAAAACUUUCUGUAUGGUUAAUUCUUGUAAGUGCUGGUCUUGAACGAUUAGCAUUUUAUUCAUUAGCGGGCAAUCUUAUUUUAUUUCUAACAUCGAAUAAUAUUCAUUGGACAUCUAUUCAUAGUGUUACUGCUUCAUUUAUAUUUCUUGGUACAAGUUACAUAUCAUCGCUUAUUUUUGCUUCGAUAAGUGAUGGUAAAUUAGGGCGUGCAAAAACCAUUAUUAUCGGUUUUAUUCUAUAUAUUAUUGGCUAUGUAUUUAUUGCAUUAUUUUCCGAUAAUGAUAAGUUUAAAUUGUAUAGUAAAUUUUGUGGUACAGUAAAUUUUACAAGUUCAAUAACACCGGAAUUUUUCGAAGAACAAUGUAUUCCUCAAAUUCUUUCAACAUUAGUUUUUACUGCCAUUGGUGUGGGUGCAGUACAAGUUAAUAUGGCUGUAUUUGGUGCUGAACAAAUACGAGAACAAAAAGCAACAAGAAAAUAUUUUGAUAAAUAUUAUGCUGUAAUUAAUACAGGUGGUCUUAUUGCAUUUGCUUUUAUUGCUUAUGCACAACAAAAUGAUAGUUAUUUUAUUGGUUAUGUAGUUCCAACAGCAUUAUUAAUAAUAGCUUUAAUAUUAUUUUUAAUUGGUUAUAAAUUUUAUAUUCAUAUUCAAUCACAUGAUUCUGUUAUUAGUAAUUUUAUUCCUGUUUUAAUAAAUGCUUUUCAAACAUGGAGAAAGCAUCAAAAAAAUAUACAAGCAUCAAUUACUAAUCAAAGAUCUUUCAAUUCUUCAACAUUAUUAGGUUAUCAAAAUGAAACUAAUGAUCAAUUAUCAUUAACAACAAGUAAUAAAUCAUGGUCAUUUUUGGAUUAUGCAAAAAUACCUAAUCAAGGACGGUUUAUGGAUCGUGUAGUAGAUGAUAUCAAAUCGCUUCAGCGUAUUAUUGUUGUUUUUCUUCUUCUAAUACCUUAUUGGCUUGUCUAUUUUCAGGUAAAGAUAUGUUUAUAG